UAUUUUCUUACGAACCAUAACCAUAACUCUUAUCUUGAGGUGCAGUUAAUGGGUUGUUUCCUUUUCCUUGAUUUCUAGGCAACAAUAUGUUUCUCUCCAUUUUUAUUUCCUCUGCUUUGAUGUAAAGAUACACGCACAUAUAUAAAUGUUAAUGCGUACGCACAGUUGUUCUGUCAUUUCAGACUGCAAGUGAGAGUUUACAGAAGUUUUUGGAGGGUGAAAGAUCAUGAUCAAGCUUCCUACCGUAAGUUCCACAAGUGGAGAAGCAUGGGAUCACAAGGGGAGAACAGAGCUUGUAGAGAUUUUCAUUUCGUAUGAUGAUUAUGCGAUAAAAUUCUUACAAUUUCUUUAUGCUGAGAAUGGAAGCCUAGUUUUGUCUGAGCGCCCUGAUGGUAGCUAUCUCGGAAACAAAUUCAUCACAGUUAUGCUCCAAUAUCCAAACGAGUUUCUAACAUCACUGAAGGGAACUUAUGGCUAUGAUAGUUCUGGCUAUAGGAUAUUGACUUCCAUUGAGUUCGGUACCAACCUAGGCAAUCAUGGACCGUUUGGAGAGGCGAACGAGAAUGACGAGUAUUUUGAUUUACAAAUGGGCAACCACCGGCAAUUUGGUGGAUUUCACGGCACUACCAAGUUUGAUAUUCUGAGAUCCAUCGGGGUCUAUGUCAAGCCAAUCGCCUCGCUGAGCAACCUCAACUCGAUCAACAAGUCCACGUCCUGAAAUCUGCCCCUAAAGCCAAAGUCAAGAAUAUUAAUUUAGACCUUUGAUAACAGCACAUCUACACUAGUUGGUGUGAUUAUUCCAAUAUAGUCUCGUUUGUUUAUCUGCACUUAGUUAUAGCUGGCUUCUUUUGUGUAAUUAUUGCCUUUGGUUUAUU
Molecule: messenger RNA, 875 nt
Organism: Diospyros lotus (date-plum)
Lineage: Eukaryota; Viridiplantae; Streptophyta; Magnoliopsida; Ericales; Ebenaceae
Product: inactive protein RESTRICTED TEV MOVEMENT 1-like
Exons: 3
Coding region: 227-718 (163 amino acids)
Molecular function (GO): carbohydrate binding
Source: RefSeq, a predicted model, not a curated record